Messenger RNA from Oryctolagus cuniculus (rabbit), 1972 nucleotides. RefSeq lists its product as uncharacterized. NCBI's taxonomy places the organism in Eukaryota, Metazoa, Chordata, Mammalia, Lagomorpha, Leporidae. The record is from RefSeq and is a predicted model, not a curated record.
AUGCUGCUGAUCCUGCUCUCAGUGGCCCUGCUGGCCCUGAACUCUGUUCAGAGCACAAAUCAAGGUAAGAAAACAUUUGCAGGAAGUGGGAGCUAUGAUGCUCCUCUGGGCUUUGGUGAACAUUGCCGAUUGGAGGAGGAGGAAGGGGUGAUGGAAAGAAAGAUGGGGCUCCACAAUUCUCACGAUGUGAUAAGAACUGCUGUGUACCACAAAAAGGAGGACCACAAGGAGCACCCCAGCAAGGAGGACCCCAGCAGGGAGGCCAACAAGGAGCACCCCAACAAGGUGGACCUCAACGAGGAGGCCCACAAGGAGCACCCCAACAAGGAGGACCCCAGCAGGGAGGCCAACAAGGAGCACCCCAACAAGGAGGACCCCAGCAGGGAGGCCAACAAGGAGCACCCCAACAAGGAGGACCCCAGCAGGGAGGCCCACAAGGAGCACCCCAACAAGGUGGACCCCAGCAGAGAGGCCCACAAGGAGCACCCCAACAAGGUGGACCCCAGCAGGGAGGCCCACAAGGAGCACCCCAACAAGGAGGACCCCAGCAGGGAGGCCCACAAGGAGCACCCCAACAAGGAGGACCUCAACGAGGAGGCCAACAAGGAGCACCCCAACAAGGAGGACCCCAGCAGGGAGGCCAACAAGGAGCACCCCAACAAGGUGGACCCCAGCAGGGAGGCCCACAAGGAGCACCCCAACAAGGAGGACCCCAGCAGGGAGGCCCACAAGGAGCACCCCAACAAGGAGGACCCCAGCAGGGAGGCCCACAAGGAGCACCCCAACAAGGAGGACCUCAACGAGGAGGCCCACAAGGAGCUCCCCAACAAGGUGGACCUCAACGAGGAGGCCCACAAGGAGCACCCCAACAAGGAGGACCCCAGCAGGGAGGCCAACAAGGAGCACCCCAACAAGGAGGACCCCAGCAGGGAGGCCCACAAGGAGCACCCCAACAAAGUGGACCCCAGCAGAGAGGCCAACAAGGAGCACCCCAGCAAGGAGGACCCCAGCAGGGAGGCCCACAAGGAGCACCCCAACAAGGUGGAGCUCAACGAGGAGGCCCACAAGGAGCACCCCAACAAGGUGGACCUCAACGAGGAGGCCCACAAGGAGCACCCCAACAAGGAGGACCCCAGCAGGGAGGCCAACAAGGAGCACCCCAACAAGGAGGACCCCAGCAGGGAGGCCAACAAGGAGCACCCCAACAAGGAGGACCCCAGCAGGGAGGCCAACAAGGAGCACCCCAACAAGGAGGACCCCAGCAGGGAGGCCCACAAGGAGCACCCCAACAAGGUGGACCCCAGCAGGGAGGCCCACAGGGAUCUUCCCAAGGUCCAUCAUCCCAGUAAAUUAGCAGUCAAUAACAGAAAGUGAAUAAGAUAAGAAGACUUCCCCCCCCUCAGAACACAAGAACAAUGUGGUCAUAACUCUGUCUUCCAAGUAACAAUAAAAUAAUCAGCAUGCAAUUAUGGUUUUCUCUGUCUCUGUUUUUGAGUGUUUUUAAACCUGGAGUUUGAAAGCCAUGAACACAACAUGUGUGAAUCUCACUGAUUGUUCAGCAUCUUUGCCACACAAGGCACUUCUAGCUGAAAGAGUUCCUUUAUGUCCAGCUUUAUUGAAACCUACAACACAAACGUAAUUUUAAAACUGAUUGAUUGAUCGAUUUAAUUUUGGUAUACACACACACACACAUACGUAUCAAAGGAGUCUUCCUAUCUUCUGGUUCAUUCCCCCAAUGCCACAUGACCGGGAAGAGGAAGCUCUACACAGGGGCUCUGAAGAAGCAGAUCUAGUUCAUGAGAUACAGGGGCUCAAACAAUGAAGACAUUUCUGUGUCUCUGACAAUAUACAUUAUCAGAAAGCUGGAAAAGGAAGUGGAGAUGAGAUUCAAACCCGAACACUCCCAUAUGGGACAUACCAGAUAGUGCUUUAACUACUAGAGCAAGCAAAUUCCCUAAGAACAGUAAUUGUU